GAUGUCUUCUCUUGAUAUGAUUCCAAGUCUAAAUACCUCCCCGACCUCGUACGAUCAAUCUGAUAAUGUCACGAUUUACCACGAGUCGACAUCGUUGGUGGCUGUCAUUGAGGGUCUCACCCUUUUCAUCGUUUUCCUCGGUGCCCUGAUCGCUAACCUUCUUGCAAUGACAGCGAUCAUUCGUGACAAGGUUCUACGGGGUAACCUCCAUAACUGGCUUAUCUUGAACCUGAUUAUAAAUGACCUAAGUUUUACAAUACUGUGUACGCCUUUCGCCAUCGUAUCGGUGUUCGACCACGGGUAUUUCCUGAUCCACCAUCGUGCUGCGUGCUUGAUCAAUGGAAGCAUUCUCUUUGGCAUCGGGAACUUCGCCACAGUCGUUGCCAUCUCUGUGGAUCGGUAUCUGAUAGUUGUCUGGCCUGGCCGCUUCCCUUUGUCCAAACCGAGAACUAUCGCUUUUAUCGUCAUCACCUGGGUGAUCGCCUCUGCAGCCGCCCUUCCGUCGUUGUUUGGAGUAGUUUCUGAAAUCAGAUAUAAAGAAAAUGCCCACACCUGUUUGCCAGAGUGGCAGAAUGACUGUUUUUAUUAUACCACACUCGUCACCAUCGUCUAUGGUGCCAUCGUGCCUAUGAUGAUAUUCUGCUAUGUUGGUGUUUUCUUGCACGUCUGGCGCCAGAAGCGGUUGCUCAGGUCCCAUGCUGUCCUUCAACCGGGCACUGCUAGUCAUGUGAUGACAGUUUUAGAAGUGGGCAAGCCGAACGAAGGGGCUACUUCCUUGAAUCUUACCACAACUACUUUGGGUCAUCCCACUCAAUCUCCAAACACCGAAGAAGCUGACCCUGAAUUUGCUGGAAGGGAAAACAAAGAACAUGAGACUGUUCAACAGGGGGUCGUGGCAUUACGGUCUAAGGAUAAAAACCACAGGUCCAUGGAGAAGAAACUAAACAUCGAGAAAAGAAUUGCCCUUACUGGAACCUUACUGGUGCUAACCACCGUCGUAUGUUGGACACCUUACGGCAUCGUAAACUCAUGUAGCCUGUCCUUGGAUGUCUCACAUUGGUUAGAUGUCCUCACGGCAUGGUUGGUUUGUUCCAACCUACUAUUCGACCCUUUGGUAUACUCUUUCCUGAACAGAAGAGUUCGAAACAGCUACCGUAACCUUCUUAGAAGUUGGUUGAAUCGAUGGCACUGAAGGAUAAGACGAGUAAUGUAGUGAGACAAACGGUGGUGAAAAAUCAUUGAAUGAAAAUCACCUCAUACUUUUGCUAGAUCGCUCCACUCUCUCGUGCCGUGGGAGUAAGACAUGAUGUGACAAAUAAUAUGGUAUAGCCCAGUGGCGAACCUAGGAUUUUCCAAGGGGGGG
Molecule: messenger RNA, 1363 nt
Organism: Lytechinus pictus (painted urchin)
Lineage: Eukaryota; Metazoa; Echinodermata; Echinoidea; Temnopleuroida; Toxopneustidae
Product: octopamine receptor beta-2R-like
Exons: 3
Coding region: 2-1192 (396 amino acids)
Biological process (GO): G protein-coupled receptor signaling pathway
Cellular component (GO): plasma membrane
Molecular function (GO): G protein-coupled receptor activity
Source: RefSeq, a predicted model, not a curated record